AUGGUGUGCCUUUCGCCGAAAUUGUACUUUUUUAUUCUUCUAUGUACAUGGAUUUCUUGUCAGUUUUUUGUUCCUUCUGAUUCCCGCACUUUGUUGAGACGGGUAAGCUUCUUGAAUUAUUAUAAAAGCAAAUGAUAUGUCAAUAUUUUACGUUGUUUAUAAGUUGUAAUGUUUCAUAAAAUAUGAAUUUCGUUUUGAUGUUGAGCAUUCACGUGGGCUUCUCUAAACUCUAUUUCAUUCAAGUUUAUAAAAAAUAUUUAAGCGCAAGCUAACCUGAGUGUUUAUUUUAGGCGGCAGGAUAUGCAGAGGAGAACAAUUCAGCAUCAAAUAGUACAGAAGAUGAGGAUCCAUGCUCAGAAGAAAAAAAUGGAAUGUAUCCAUGCUCAUCGACGGUAAGUCAAGUUUUUAAAUUUUGCUAGGUAGUUGUCUGAAUGAGCUUGUUUGGACAUCGCCAUUGCUGCACGUAUUCCCACACAGUACACUAUUUCAGCUAAUUCUAAACGAUCUGCUGAUCAGUACAGAGAAUGAAAAAAUAUUUAUGGCUUAUUCUUAGUUUGAGUCAGCCAAAUCUCACUCGUUCUUCAAAAAUCUGUAAAACAGAGGGCUUUCUGUGAAAGAACGGGAUUAUUGUUGUUUUAUCUUAUUGUGACGAUAAAUUUUGAUUGUAAGUUGUUUACCGCCAUAUUUCGCUGUCCAUUUCAUCUAUUUUCUUUGUUAGCAAGGGAAGCGUGUAAACAAAAUUAUGAUAAUACACGCCCGCCCGCCCGGUGCCCGCCCUAGUUCACGUUAUCUUUCGGUUCUAGUAAGCUAACUUUAAAAAACGGAAAAUUAGUGGGUUUUCAGCCCGAAAAUUUUGAACACUGGUAUUAAAGUUUACAUGAAUAUGAGCUCAUUUACUGCGUCUUGUCAAAUUUGUAAGCUUAGCCAGUAGUAGAUUCAUUCAUGCUCGGUUUCACACCUAUAAUGGAUGAGCUCUUUUUCCAAAAUGUAAGCUUAAGUCCAUGUGUUUGCCCCUAAAACAGUUUUUGCUUGUUGCUAUCCCAUGGAUACCAUUAUUAAAGUGUCGAAUAAUAACUUGUCAAAUUUAAGUUUGAAAACUUUACUGCAGUUAUUUCUGCUGCUCUGUAUUGAAGCGUAAAAAUAUUGUUUUGCACUUUCCGAAGGGUGUUGGUUUCUAGAUUUUACUAUCUCAUUUCUCGAGAAUGUACGUGUUAAAAGCCUGGAGCCGCUAAAGUACCUUUAAUGCUCGUGCGGACUGCAAGGUUCACCAAACUUUGCAGACGUUUAACCCCAACCUUGCAAAUACCACGUAGGUUUAAUAUUUUACCCGUUAGUUUUUUUCGCAAUCUGGGAAGAAAGACCUUAGUUUGAAUUUUUGUUUCCUACUUCCGAUUUUAUUUGUUCAGAAAAGCAAAACUUAUUUAACCCAGAGAGUGGAAAACUUGACGCUUCCACAAGCCAUUGAACUGGAACGUUUCAGUAGUUUAUAUUUUUUCCAGCUCACUGAACAAGACAAGACGCCUGCAGAAGAAUAAUGCAAAAAGCUUCUUUGAAAUGCAAAUGUUUCUGUCCGAUUAUCUACGCCUGGAACAAGCUAACUAAAAAAAGAAGUGUGGAGUCAGGACUCGCUAAUCAUUCCCUUCACAACACCCCCAAAAUUAAGUAGAUUUGUUUAUACAAAGUGCAGUCAUUGCCAGCCACUUUCAUCCUCUGCCUGGCCGUUUAAAUUCCAUGUUUUAAAUGGUUUCAUCUUUGUUGUUUGUUUUUAUGCUCAUUUAACCUCAGCUUGGCGUCAAACUGUAAGCUUGAGUGCACUCCUGAUGAAUCAACCAUUGUUAUUUGUGGGCUUUAAAAUUUAAAUGCCUAACGGUUCUUGAACAUUCUACUUUUUGUGAAUAUAUAUUUUCUGGGGCUUUAGCCACACCCACAUUUGGCCACAAAUUAAAUCAAGGUGAAUAUUUCUUGUAAACUUUUUAUGCUAACACUUGACCAUAAAUAAGUCACAAAAAAGGAGAGAAACUUAAAUUGGCUGCUAUAUUUCACAAAACUUAACAAUAAGAGCUACCAAAUAUUUAUUCAACUAACAAUGACAAAUUAUAAAAUAAACAACUUUUCACUUCAGUUCUCCUAAAAAGUUCUUGGGUGUGUUAGUUGAAUGUGUUUUUAUUUGUGCGAGUGUAUGAAACUAGUUUACUAGAAAUACGUUAUCGCAAAAAUCUCGUGAAACUAAAAUGGGUCAGCAGUGGGAAUAAAGGGAAACAAGCAAAAGGGUAAAAAUACGAUGAACAACUGGGCCAUGCGGACACCGUACAAUUUAUGACAUAAAAUUAAUAAUCUUACAGUAUUUUUCUCCGCCAUUCACACUGUUUGAGCCUAAUGUGGGGCUGUAUUUAUCACGAAUUCAAAUAUACAUUUAAGGAAAAAUAGUUUAAACGAGUAUUUCAAAGCCUUUUCACAUUAAUUUCGUGUUUAUUCACUCUCUGGCUUUAUAAUGGCCACUUGAUGAACAUGCUCAUCUUUUCUAGCUCUCGCUGAAGAUGGUGUCACCAUUCUUUCAGUGUUUUAAAAAUUUUCCAAUGCAAGGAUUUUUGGCCAUUUUUUGAAUCAGGCACCAAUGGGCACCCAAAAUGCACGAUGACGUCAUGUUGAGUGGUGUCUUUUAGAAUUUGUUUGUGGUUUGUUGCUUGGCAACUGGGGAUACCAAACCAAUAGAAAGAAAGAUUUAUGACCAAAGCAAAAUCGCACUCCACUUGUGAUCCGCGCGCGACAAAAUUAUAAAGUUGCUUCGCUGCGAGAAUUAUAAUUUAUUAUAGUGACUCCAAUUAGUGUGUAAACACUAGAAUGACUGACACUUUAAUAAAGUUACUAUCUAUAUAUUUAUCUAUCUAUCAUCUAUGGAAUGAAGAAGAUAAUAUUAAUUAAAAGCACUAUUGACUGCUGUAGACUCUGCCAUAUGGUUGAUAACUGAUAUGUCACUUUCUAGAUAACUGGUAACCUGCUACUGAUGGUGUUCUAUGGUGCUAUUCUUGGUGUUGCAGCAAAAUGUAUCUCUGGUAUGGAUUUAUGAGAAUUACCUUUCUAAAGCUGAUUUUAUAUAUACAGUCUGUAGUCAGUGUCUUAUACCUAGUUCAUGUUUUAUACUCAGUCCAUAGUUUCUAAUCUGCAUUUUAUACCUAGUCCGUGUUUUAUAAUGACUGAUUAUGAAAGAGGUCCACAAGCUACAGUACUACAGUGAUCACCUGUCAUGAGUAGGAUAUAACCCCAGUGGACUGGAGUACAGGAAUGACUGCAGAUGUCAUGUGUAUUAAUUUUAUGCCCUAAUAGAAAGCAAUGGUGUGAAUUUAAGAAAAGAUGGAGUUAGCAGGUUUUUUUUCUUAACAGAUGGUGCUGAGCUCUUGCUAGAUCUUGGAUGUUCUCCUUCCUUGGUUGGUAAGUGUUGGAAUAUUAAUUUAAGAUGAGUAAAGAACAAAGCAUAUAUAUGAGUGUCUGUGUGUAUUAUUGUCUACUUUGUUGCCUGCAGGUGGUAUUGUGCUUCCGUUGCUGGGAGCAGUACCUGACUCUGCUAUCAUCAUUGUUUCUGGACUUGGUGAUGAUGCUCAAACUAAGCUUUCAGUUGGAAUGGGGUGAGUUGUUAAACAAGAUUUCUAAUGAUUAUAGUUAACUUAAAGAUUGUCUCCUUUCUUAACAUUCCCAUUGUAUUUGCUUAUUGCUCUUUUGCUCCCAUGGUUACAACUGUUUGCUGUUUUUUGCCUUUGUGUGUUGUGAGUUUUUGCAUGGGCACUAUAUAUAUAUAUAUUCUAAAGCAGGAAUGUUGCCAGGCUUGUUGGUCCCUUUGGCUAUUGGCUUCUCAUUUGAAUAACCCUUGUGUGACAGGUGCUCUUAAAGUGGAGUUGUUGACCUUGGUGAAGUUGCUAUGGUUACCUCUUCAUGUCAGCCUGCUUACUUUGCUUACUGUUGCUUGUGUUGUCAUUGCAGGGCUCAAAAUAAUUUUUUAACAGUGGCUGGUGUGCUGUGCACUUGACCAGUCAAAACAACCCUCCAACUAAAUGUUUGUCCUUUGACUGGUCAUUAUUUUGAGCCCUGCAUUACCUGCAUCUAACCUUCAUAUCCCGGCCUGUUGGAUAUUGAUGGGUUAAAUCUCUAGUACUGAUUUUUCUGUGUUGACAAAGUUGCAAAACUAGAUUAUAAAAAAAAAUUAUUGUUUCUUUGUUGGUGAAACUAACUUCUCUAAAUUCACUAUUGUGUGUUGCAACAGCAAGGUUGAAAGUAAACUUGUGUAUGGUCUUUUAAACAGUACACUGGCUGGAAGUACCAUCAUGUUGUUGACUGCUGCCUGGGCCGGCAGCUUGGUUAUCGGCAAGUGUGACCUUAAUGCCUAUGGAGAGGCUAUUGAGGGCAGUGGAUAUGGAAAGAUAAGCUGCAAUAAGCAGGUAAACCAUUAUCAAUGAGAGAUAUUUAUGAUAACCGUUUGCUCCUUUGGAGAAUUAGGACAAAUGUAACCAUUGGCCUCUGGAAUUUUGCCAAAAAGUGCAAUUCAUUUGAAGCUUGUCAAGCUUGUCAAGUUGUGCUUUGCAAAAGUUUUCCUUAGCAAAGCUUUAUAAAUAAGUAAAUAAAUACAUGGACGCCAUAUAUUUGUGGAACUACAGUUUGUUGUGAUCGAGAAAUUUAUUUUGCUACCAUGGCAACGUGACAUGACUCUAUUAAGAGCUAAAACUUACCAAAAGGCAGUUUGUAGGUAGUUUUGUUCCAGAAAACAGCUUUCAAAAUUUAACCAUGUGUGGGAGGGGUUUAAAAAAGUGACACGGCAUUGUCAAUUUUUUCCUUUUGCUAAGUGCUACUUGCAUUGUUUUUUUUUUUGCUGUGCAUUUAAUAGGCAUAAUUUUUGUUGGAAAAGUUCUAGGAAAGCUUUUAGAAUCAUAGGGUCAGAUGGAAGGUGUGUGGGUGGGUAUAGUGGAACCUUAUUUUCAUCGUAAUUUUCUAGGUCAACUUUACAUGUUUUUUGCCUGUUUCUCUGGCGUCCUUGACUAAAUCAUUCUUCUGUCUUCCCCUGCAAAAGUUAGAUGACAAAGUUGUCCUUUAUGGUUUAAACUAUUGAUGUUACAAGAAAGGGGCUCAAGUAAAUCUGCACGUGAAGUUAUGGGCCAUUCAGGAACUAGUUAGAAAUUAUAUUUAGGGCAGCCUUUCUGUAUAGCUUACUUUAAAACUUGGGUACUUAUUAUCUGAGUCUAACCCCAACUUUGGAGAACCGCAAUACGACCUUAGUUCAUGAUAAUUUGGCAUGUUGUGUAUUACAGGGUGUAACCGUUGUACCCAGUGUCCAGACAGCAGUUGGAAUUAUGUUGUUGACUUCCUUGUCCUAUUUGUAAGUACCAUAUGCAAACCUUCAAACCUGUAGUAUUGCGGUACUGGUAGUUACGUUAAUGACAGGUUUUUCAAUGAUAAAUAACAAUUAUUCACCAAAGUGGAGGUAACUAGUAUUGGAUAUUUACCGAGGCCGCAAAGCAGCAAGGUAAAUAUCCAAUACUAGCCACCGACACUGAGGUGAAUAAUUGUUUUAGUAUAUACUAAAACAGUGAGAUAAUUAAGCACAAAAUGAUGAUUUUUAACUCAUUUACUGUUUCUAACAAUUACAAUUUUGGCGCGCAAUGACCGAACGGCCACGGUCAUCGCUUUUUCUUAGCGACAAAUAAAACUUUUGAAGGCCUUUGUUUAGCUCUUGCGGGGAAGUUUCUUCAAAAGGAGUUGUGAAUUCUGUUUGUAUUUAAAAUAAUUCUGUAAAAAAGAUUAUUAAAUUUAGUUUUAAGCUUAUUCAUGAACAAGUCAACUAAAUAAAGUAACGCAAGACUUAAGCUUAAUUUUGUAUUUGUAACCAAAAAACUUUUUCACCGCCUUUAUCGAUAACUAUUCAAGUAAAAAAGGCAAAGCUUUACCUGUUAAAACUUUCAAACCGAACUUCGUCACCUUCUUCAUGUAUUUCAGAAAUAGCUUGCUUGAUUAGUUGUGAAAUUUCUUAGUUUGUUAUGGCAGCAAACCGGGAAAGCAUUUUGCUCGCAACCUACGCGAGUUUGGCGUCGCUCGCUCGGACGAACUGGAGGUGAAUCAGUGAAUAGCGCAGGAUAUUCACUGACUGAGUAGCCAAUCAGAGCGCGCGAAAAACACUAUCCACUGUUUUAGUAUAUACUUAAAAUAGUUAUUGAGUUCUAGCCUAGUUUCCACAUAAUCGUCUGGUUCUUGAGGACACAUAAUGAGAAGACCUGGAUGACUGCAUGGAAACCAGUUUAUAUUUUUUAAUAAACUACAGUUUUGUUCAGUCCAAUGGGAUUACCCCAUGUCAUUCAGCUUGUCCUUCCUUAACUCAUUUUCUACCAGUCGCACAAACAGCAAAUCUGACCACACAUUUUAAAAAAAUUAUAUCUCCACUGUUAUUUAAAUAGCUGAGAAAGCUUUAUCUCAUUUGAAAGGGCAUACAAUAAACUUUCCAAAAAAUAUAUUUUGCCCUCUGGAAGCCCAUAAUAUUUCAGAGUGUUCAUUAGCUAGGGAUUGGAGAUCGGAGAAUUCUCCGUUAACUACACAGAAUUCUCCGGCAAAUGUUUGGUAGCCUACCACUAUUAUUAUUUUAUUCAGAUGCGGAACCUCUUUCAAAAUAUUCUCCUGUAACGUGUUACACCUUUCUCACGCUACUAGAAUUCUAAGAGAACCCUGAAUACUUCACUGAAAAAAUUUACAAGAUACAUUUUCUCAUAAUUUAUGCAAGCAUUGAAACAGGAAAUGUGAUUUUCCAAUAAUAUUACUCCGAUGGAGCUGAAAAAUUAAGAGAAAAAUUUUUCUCUAAUUAUCUAGCAAAACAGACCACCAAUCUGUUAAAAAUAUUGAACGAUGCAGAAUUUGCUAUAAAUUUCUUUCUAAUUGUAUCUUAUUAUGCAAAUUAGGCUAAAACCCUAAUUUGCAUACUUUGGCAUCUGUGAGUUUUUACUCACAGAAAAUGUCUGUUAUCUUCAUGUUUUGGUCCAUAAGUCAAUUUAAAACACACAAGAUGAAUUCAAACUCUCUCUUUAUGAAAACAAGCAGGGCUUUGAGAGUAGAAACCCAAACUAAAAAGCAUUUCAUCGAAUUUGCUGAACAUGUGUAGCAGAAUGAACUCACAGGGAAGCGCAUGCUAUGGUUAUAAACCUUUUCUUACCUCGACUUUUGCAUUUAUUUACCAGUUUAUGAUCCACGAAGCUUUUAAAUUCAUUGUGAAGUACAUAUUUGGUCGAAAUUUGUCGACCAAAGUAUUUCUUGGUGGCCAUUUAAUAUAAGCUACCACAAAUUCUUUAAUCGCCCUCCAUUUUUUUCAGCUUUCAAAAGAUCGUUGCAUGAAGCAUAUCAAUGGUUGGGGACUGAAACUAGCCCUAUGAUUGGUUUGAACUAUCUAAUUCCUGUGGGCUAAAUUUGGUGGCGAUCGAAAGUAAUGCUAUUUUUUAAAUUUUUUUGUGAUUUUCCGACAAAUUCGUCAGAUAUUCAUGACACCGGUAGAAAAUGAGUUAAUUGCUUCAGAGUUGUUUCCUUAUAGUCUUCUCAAUCCCCUGAACGCAUUUUAAGAUGAUGGUUAAGGUAUUUGUAUGUAGUUCGAUCCCCCAAAGUGUUUAGUUCACCAAUACAACAACAACAACAAGAAGUUUAUUUUUCAGUAUUACCAUUUCAGGAUCGAAAUACAAUAAUAUAAAUUUAAGGAAAUACCGAUAUAAUUGAGUGGUAUAAAAAUUAUGUUUCUUUCGUAUUUCAAAUGCUUGAAAAACGUCAAUUAGCAGUUAGUGUGCUGAUGUGCGAGUCAGUAUUGUUGAAAAGAAAACAGACAUUAUUAUGGUUAUUGUAAUUUGUAAAUAAUGUAUUUCAUUUGUUGAUUUUAAUAAAAAGAGUCUAAAUCAAAUCAUCUUAGGUCACAGUGAAAGAAUGCGCGCUUUUUGUUUUCAACUGAAUUUAGAUUUCAGUGAUCACAAAUUCCAAGAUCUUCAGGAGUUUUGGGAAUUGUAAAUCUUCCAGUUUUGAUUUCUGAAUAUAGUUUCCAAUACAUUGUCACCUCCCUUAAUCUGUUUUUUUUUUUUUAGCGAUUUAAUCAUUAAAAGAUCAUCAUUUAAACAUAUUAAUUAAUUAAAUUAUCUGACCAGCUUAGUGAUGUCUUGAGUUUGAACAUCCAUGUGAUAUUUUGUUUGUGAUUCAAGCGAGAAUGCCAUAUAGAAUAGGAUUAAGGCCAGGUACAUGCAGUGCGUAUGUAGGUUGUAAAACAAUAUUAUGACCAUGAAGGCUAGUCAUUAGAGUUCAUAGCUGUUUUUCAGAAAGGUUAAAUAAUGAUUUUGAAACAUUUCUUUCUUGCUUAUCGUGGUAAGUGAUUUAUUAAGUAUAUGGAUUCUUGUAACUGCUUUAUUGCACAGAAUUGAGAUUUUUAAAAAGUAGCUAUUAUAACUGCUUGUGUUUUUAUGAAGCCUUUUUGUCAGCUAAUCUAGGCUUGCAUCAAAAUAUAAUUUAUCAGUCUGUAAAUUCAAGUGAUUGAUUAACACUUUGGCAUUCACAGCAUCGUGCAAGGUGCAGAUUGGCAUUUUGGGCCACACAACUUUGGAACUCAACCAGAGUAUGUGCGUAAAGCUGCUUUAGCCACUAUGAUAAUUUGCUUCAUUGGAUUUGUUGCUUACUUGAUAUUUCUGGUGAGUAUAUUUAUCUUUUAUAACCCUACUCUGUGCCAGUGGUUAGGUUACACAGCAAGUCUGUUUGAGCCAACAGGUCCAUCAUUAAUCUAGAGCUUAUCCCAGUUUCCGUAGCUUGGAGCCAGUAGGAGUUAAUCUCACCCAGCCCUCCCCUCCAGGAUGGGAUGCUUACGUCUAUCACAGGGUUACAUCCAAGCAGAAAACUCACCAGUAUCCAUUUAUAUAUGUUGUAGUUAAUAUUUUAUGUCAUGCAUUUUUUGUUUCUCUUUUGUUUUAUUGUAUGGUUAUACAUUGUAUAUUCUAAUUAAGUUUAAUUUGAACAAAGGGAAAAAUAAAAAUUACCUAACAUAAAAAAUUAACUGCAAUAUGUAUGUUGGUGGCUGCCGGCUUGACAUAUAAAAGUAAAACAGUAAACCUAUCAUUUAUUUACUAAAUAGUUUUGUCUUAAUUAUGUCAAAGGUCUAUAGUUGCUUUUUUAUAAAAAGGGCUUUAUUAAUUUAUUGCUUUAUUUAUUUAUUUAUUUAUUAUGUAAGCACUCUCUGAAUUAAUUAUAUUUUUUGCAGUUUGUUGACAGUAAGUCAGCCCAGAUGAGAGCUGAUAAGCAUCGCCAAGAAAUGUAAGUAUAAAAUUCUUUUUGGUUAUCUAUAUUUUUGACUGUUAUUGAUGCAUUUAGAGUAAUAUUUGCAUUCAAAGAAUUCAAUUCCACUACAUUAAAUUUAAGUAUGUAUACUGAGAAAAGAAUUUUUACAAAAGGAAUUAAUUUUAAAAACUAAUAUAUGCUGUUACUAGAGUUAAAAUACUAGUUUUAAUUACUUGUGAUACUUAAGCUCUCUUAGUGACAAUAAAUAUUAGUUAUUUAGCUGUCUGUGGAAAAUUUGAUAGAUUGAGUUAAUACUUAUAUGUGUAGUUGUGUGUGUUUUUUCAUGGGCGCACUUGAAUUGGAGCCUUGAUAUGGUUUGUGACCCUUAUUUCAGGGCCGUCAUUAAAAUAUCAAGUUGGCGGGUAAAUGAUACAAGUCAGGCGAGAAAUCAAACAGCUAGGGAUUUUGUUUUUAUUCUAUCUUUCUUCUAUUUUCCUGCAAAAGUAGGUGGGGAUCAUGUUCAUAAAUUACAGUUGGGGAAAAUCCCCUGCCCUCCGCCCCUAAUGACAGCCCUGUAUUUGCUUAGUGAAAGUUUUGUCAAUUUUUUAAAAAUAAUAUGUUUUAUGUUGGCAGGAUGCAAAGGAAGGUGUUACAUCGUUUUGUGAUGAUGGCAAAAAGGACCAUGCCAUCAAGUAUGGGUGAUCAGCUUGACUCUGGUGAAGAUAAAGCUGCCCAAGAAGGUCAGCAGUGCAGAGUGUUCUAAACUAGUCUUUGUACAGUGGGUAGAUCAGCCUCAAUAUAACAAAGGGCCAUUAGGGACUGGCAAAAUUUGUUUGCUACAAUGUAUAACCAGGUUUUGUUAUUUCAAGGUUCUUUUUCAUAUAUUUUAGUAUUAUAUUACUGGGGUAGUACUGUCCAAGGAGGGUCAUUAUAUUGAGGUUCCUCUAUUAAUCCAUGCUUUAUUCUGUGGCUUUUGUUUCCUGUGUAUCAGGUUGUAAAAACUUUCACCACUUUAGUCGUUCAAUGACAGACUCAAGUCUGAUAUUAUUUUUAGUUUGUAGUGCCUUAAGUGUCCAUCUGAUGACAGAUUAAAUAUCUCCGAUAAAUUAGUGAUGUAACUACUCAACAGAAUGUUCUUGGAAAAUAUUUUUCUUUAGAAUAAUUCCGCAAGUAGAAAUGUGUUUUUUUUGCCUUGAAAUGUUGGAUAUUAUUAUGGACACUAUAAAAUGACAUUUUUCCAUCAGCCCAUGUCCAGAAGAAAUAUUUUAAAGCCUGGCGUCUGGGGGCAGCAAUGGAUAAGAAAGAGCCAUCUGAAACUGAUCCUAUUGUACCCAAAGAGGUCCAUGGUGACAAAGAGGUAUAAUUCACUUUUAUGUUGACAUGUUGUUCGUCACAGAACACUUCACUUGUUGUUAACCUUUCCUGCAGCAUCUUUUAAUUACUAAUGCUACUUCUCAUUUAUUUUGUUUGUGCUUGCCAGUUGCUCAUCUGCACAAUGUAUUUGUACUGUCUUGAUUAUAGCCUAAAUUGCCAGUUAGCUAAUUUGAAUCUAAUGAAGCUGGUUAAUGUAUCUCUAAUAAAUUUGCCAGCUAUGUGUAAAAGUUCAAGGAGAACUCUCACUGUUGGUUAAAAAUUUCUGCUUCCUAAUGUUAACAUCUCCAUUGAUCCAUAUAAAAAAAAAACCUUGCAGAACUGACCACAGUAUAUUGGGCCUCCAAUAUAAUCUGCACAAAAAUAUACUAGUCUUUUUUACUGUUGGGAGGUUAAAAUGGAAAUUUCUUUACAGCAACAACUUCACAGUGGUUGUAACAGGUUAAGUUUGUUCUUUUUUCUUUCUUACUUGUCAUCUGACAGGAACUUAUUGGUCGAGAUUCUUUUAAAAUAGAGGAGGUGAGUAUUUAAAGUGUGAUAUAAGUGAUAUGACUAAAAUCUAAUGAGAUUGAAAGAGGAAGUUUAAGCUGAAUAAAUAUCCCAGUUAUUUUGAAAUAUUGCCUUCAGCUGUUCAAGUUUUCAUACUGCCUCAUACUAAAUUACACUUGGCAUUCAGUGAGACUUGAAUGUAAUUUUAAACUUUAAAAUUACAUUCAGCCAAUUCAUCUUAGAUUUUAAUACUGAAUACCCUCACCUGCUCUGUUCAAGACCAUGUGGACCUGCACACAUUCCGGGACCACUCCAUAGGUUCUGCUGUCCAAUGGAUGGUUAAAACCCUCAGCAGUUUAAGAACAGAAUUUUCCUACGGAAAUAACAUAUAGCAAAACUCUAACAAAAAGAGGAAAAUAAGACAAGCAGUGAGAAUUGGCAGUCGUGUUCCUUUUUUUCCUCACAUGUGCCCAAAUUUGCUUUUUCCACUGACAUGGUUGAAGCAUAAACGCCUUUAAAUGGGCUCUGGAAAGUAAUUGCUCAGAUGACAAACAAAGUCUACGAUAGUUUGAUCCAUUGUGCCAUAUAUAUGGCUUUGAUAGCUACAAUCAGCAGUUUAUCUUCUUUUUUGUAAUCAGUAAUAGGUAUUCUAAGACUACUAAGACUCUAGAACUGAUGACCAUUCUAAGAUGUUUUUACACCUGUUAGGUUUGAUUUGUUGGUAAUGGUGACUUGUGAUGAACUGAACUAAUGUAAUACAAUCAAUGAAUGAAAAUAGUAUUGGUGGUCAUUAUGAUGUGCGUACUUAAAGUCAGUUUGCUCCACAUGACUAGCAGCCUGGUUGAUCACUUUCCACAUAUUUUGUUUAAAAGCUGCUCUUUAUAAUUUAAUCUUUAAUCAGUGGCUGACUUGAAUAACGCUAAGGAGUUCUCCUUACUGCAAUCUUUCUUUUAAUUACUCAUGAAACUUUUCUGUGAACUAUUUACUGAAACUAUUUCAUUUACCGUUGUCGAUGACGUCCCUGUGUAGAUAUUAAUUUGGCUACCUAUUUUGUUACUCCCUCUAACUCGAACGAAAAGUCCCAAUUCCGUAGGAUUUCACCCCACUUUUCGGUCAUUUUUAACUCAGUGAACUCGAACUCUCCGCUAACUCGACCUAAAUUUCCUUUUCCUUCAUCAAAAUUUCACUGACAUUUAAUACGAUAACUGGAAUUCAGAUUCUUGUAACUCCACUCGGAUGCCAUGCCGGACUCAUUAGCUUUUCUUUUUUAAAUCGGUAGAAAAAACUAAAACCAACACUACAGCAAUCUGAUUUUAAUUGGUGAAACAAAAGAUUUAAAAAAAACAUAUCUAAAUAUUAUGUAAAACGAAAGGUGUUUUUAGUUUCAACUGUAAUUGUCUGGAUUAUGUUGAUGAUUCUGGCAAGUUGAACCAACUUUUUUCUUAUAAUCCUCGAAUGAAAGUUGCAUUCUUCUGAUUGGGUGCGGCGUUUAUUCGGGGUGGGCGUUUAUUUGUAAUUUUGCCUCGAAUCAGCCACAUUAAUCUCAUGUACCCAAAUUUAUGAAAAAGAUCUAUGUUUAUUACGCAGAAUGUACUGGUAUGAAACUUUCCAUUGAAGAAUAAUCUUAGCCACAGCACCGUACAGGCACAUGUCGUUUUGCUUUUAAAGAAUUGUAACUUCUAUACUGUCUUGUCCUUUUUUUUUCUUGUGAAGUUGUUGGAAAAAGUCACGCAAACGAAAAGCAUGCAAGUUAUUGGCUUUAUGGCGUUAUAUUAAGGUUUUUUUAUUAUUAUUUACCGAUCAGGAAGAAGAAGAAGAGGAAGAGGAAAGCUUUACUCAUCUGACCAUCAAAUGCGUUUCUCUUCUGGUUAUAGGAGUUGGCUUAGUAAGUUGUGACUCACUUGUAAUCAUUAGCUCUUGACGUAUCUGACUUAUCAAGUGAUGACCUUUUGUUUAGUCAAUAGGUGUAACUAGGUGUAACGCAGCUGCCUUUGUGCCGCAUAUGUUGUAGAUUCCUGAAUUUGAUCUUGGGCACGUAUAGUAUGCUGGUGUUUUGAGACUUGUGUAUUUGUUCAAAAUGAUUUUUUUGUGUUUUCGCAGGUGACAAUUUUUGCUGAUCCAAUGUGUGAUGUGUUGGAUUCAUUGACAAACUCAAAGAACAAGUCUUACAUUCCAAUCUCGGGUAAGCUAUUUAUUUUCAGCUGGCCUUAGCGGAAAGUUUGCUUUCAAAAUGUCAGUCACAUAGAAAACAAAAUUCAGGUCCAAACAUUUAUCAAGUAAGAACUCGUAGGAUUCGAGAAACACCAAUCAUGGAAACUACAGUCUACAUUUGCUAGAGCCACAAUAGAGUAUUCAGGACAAUUAAGUCCUUUUAAAACUCUCAGCCUUGGGUUUAUUCUUAAAACAUUCUUAAAAUUUCGAAAUUUUCAGCCUCGAUAUUCUUAUAGAAAAAGAGAGUGUAUAUUGCUUGCAAAUAUGGUAAGCGACAGUUGGUUAUGAAAAAUUAGCCGGGGAAUUGGAGUCAAUUAGAAACGGCGAAAUAUUUCGAAUGAAUAAUAAUGUAUUUAUCGUUGACUGAAUGUGGUAUAUUUUUCUUUAGCCUUUUACGUUUCAUUUGUGGUAACCCCGCUCUGCUCUAAUGCUUCUGAACUUGUGUCGUCACUGAUCUUUGCUUCUAAGAAGAAGAAGGAGAAUAUCUCCAUGACAUUUGCUCAGGUAGGCUCUUAAUUUAAGUCUCAAGAUAAAACAAAUAUUGCUAGAUUGUUUUUUCAUGUUUAUUUGUUUGCUUGUUUCGACUUCUUUUGGCACCCUUAAGACCGCCUGUCACCAGUUAAUUUUUGUUCUAAACACCGUCAAUUACCAUGAGUUAUUUUUAUCCUUUUAGUUGGCAAGUGUCUCUGUACACUUGUGUGGGAUUUGGUCUUUAUAAGAAAUAAAUCGUUUUGAAACCAGUAUGACACUGUGUAAUAAAAGUUUUCACACGCUUUAACACGGGAUGUGUGUGGAUCACGUAAGGAAUUAAACCCGGCUCUUUUAAAACGCUACAUAAAAGGCCUUCGUCUUUAAGUUUAACCUCCCGGAUUUUUGGGCACUGCUUGUCAAAAAAUGUGAGGGAUUUGUAUAAUCUCUGGUUGAUGAUUAAACUGGAAAAUAUUCUUAAAUUCUUUCAGCUUUAUGGAGCUGGUACAAUGAAUAACACUCUUUGUCUUGGAAUCUUCGCUGCCCUUGUUUACUUUAGAGAUUUAAAAUGGUACUAUUCAGCAGGUGAGUAAUAUUCUGCUGAUCAAUCGUAUGUGCAUGACGCAACUUAAAUAUGCAGAGAUCCUUACCUCAUUACAUUGAAAAUCUGGAGCCAAUUGCCUCUUUGGCAUGCGCAGUACCCACCAACCGAUCAACCAUGCUCCCCUGCGUGCGUGGGACCAAUGGUUGCUGCAUGUGGCGGCUCAGGACCUAAUUGAUCAGGAAUGACAGGCUCUCAAAAAUCGCUUUUUUGACGAAAUAGUAUUGUCAACGAUGAAAAAUGGCACAAAUACUUCGGAGUCCUUAUUAUGAUCGAAAACCAUUUUGAAUUUGGAGAGGAAAUAGACUAAAUUCCAAACUAAAAACAGAAAUGGCGGCUCCUACUUCAGUUUCAACCGGGAGAUGUGGUGACCCGAUUUGUGCCGUAUCCGAAAGAGUUGGCAAAUAUAAACAUGUAGCAAUUAACAAGGAAAAGAGGACUGUUGAGUCUAUUUGUGAUCAAUUUUUAUGAGAAAAAUGAAGAAACAGAACAGCGGAAGAGAUACGAAUCCACGUCCUGUCUCCGCCCAACUCUUGAAAAAAAGAUUUCCAAACAAUUUUUUUUCCUAUUUUGUUUCUAGAGGUGACAGUGAUUAUCUUUGUACAAUGGCUUGUGGGAAUUACUGGCUUCCGAAUGACUUACAAGGUAAGUGUUUUCUUUCACAUGAAAAUGUUUGUACAAUCAUCAAAGAUUUGAAUGUUAUAUCAGAAAAGACCUUUAACUUUGAGAGCAUCCUUAAGAGACAUUCGCUGGUACGAGUAAAAAACUUUGUCUAGAUAAAAGCUUGAAAAGUAAGAGAAAAUCACCUUGCAGCAUGCAGCUAACAUUUGUUAUUUUGCCGGCCUUUUUAUAGCUGUGGAUGGCCAUUCUGGUUGGUUCUCUGUAUGUGGUGUCAAUUGGCUUGGUCGCUCUUCUUGAAAGCAGUGCUAUUGGCUGGAAGUAACUGUGCCCGGCCGUCUGAAGUGAACCUGCAGGAAGACAAAAAAUGUUCUUUGUUUACAAACCUCUGCCCUGUAUUGUGAAUAGACACAGAUUUCUCUCCAUUGAGCUUGUACCGGUUAUUUAUACUUAUCUUUAGUAAGAGAAAGUAAGACAGUUCAAUUGAAGAAAAUAGUGUUCUGCACAACUGUAUUUGUAUUAUCAAUUCUAACACUGGGAGGAAAUGAACUGCUCUAGACGUAUUUUGCAAAUAUUUUUGGCUAAGAAACUACCCGUUAUAAGGUUGUGGCGAGAAAACCUCGACUUAGCUUGUAUUCAGGCGUCGAUGUAUAUUAUUCAUAAUAUUCUGAGGUCAGAUACGUCAACAAAGCAUGAUAUUACUUUUGAUGUCUCGUGGUCAGAAACCAUGAAAUUGUUUGCACUUUGCACCUACACGUAUAGAAUGAAUCAAUGCAUGAAAGUGCUUCGUUAAAUUAACGUAGCCUUCAAUGAGCAGGAAUUAUAUUGUUAAAUUAACGUAGCCUUCAAUGAGCAGGAAUUAUAUUGUUAACUAUGGCAUAAACAGGACAGUCUUGUCAGAGUUCUAUUUUGUCAAUAUUUUGUGUGAAUGAAUAGCGUCAUAAACAAGGAUAAAAUGUGGUAUUAGUUAAAACUUGAACAUUGGAAUUUGCUUUUUCAUUAACGAGGAAAUAAACAAGCAUUCACUUGUUUAGCUUUCGAGUUGUUUGCUGUAGCGUCU
Molecule: messenger RNA, 16079 nt
Organism: Porites evermanni
Lineage: Eukaryota; Metazoa; Cnidaria; Anthozoa; Scleractinia; Poritidae
Source: the annotation of a GenBank genome assembly